Messenger RNA from Trematomus bernacchii (emerald rockcod), 2083 nucleotides. It is a transcript of the gene rhcgb, whose product is annotated as Rh family, C glycoprotein b. The transcript has 11 exons. The record is from RefSeq and is a predicted model, not a curated record. Bases 123 to 1565 code for a protein of 480 amino acids. NCBI's taxonomy places the organism in Eukaryota, Metazoa, Chordata, Actinopteri, Perciformes, Nototheniidae. Gene Ontology annotation, cellular component: plasma membrane. Gene Ontology annotation, molecular function: ammonium channel activity. Gene Ontology annotation, biological process: ammonium transmembrane transport; ammonium homeostasis.
ACCUUGCCUAUCUUUACUUGUGCUAAAGAUGCUCUGGGCCGUUAAGUGGCUGCAACUUUUGCAAAGGACUUUUUUAUAACUUAGAAAAGAAGAAAAAACAACGCUCAAAACCUACCUAAACAAUGGGCUGUGUUCAAAGCUUCAGGGAAUUGUGUGACCGUCCAAAGAAUACUAAUGUUCGCAUCAGUCUCCCAGCAGUUUGCAUUGUGUGGGAAACAGCCAUGAUCAUCUUGUUUGGGAUUUUUAUUCGUUACGAUGAUGAUUCAGAUCCGCACUGGAUAGAUGACAGAAAGAAAACAAAUAAGAGUGACAUGGAGAAUGAGUUCUACUUCAGAUAUCCAAGUUUUCAGGAUGUGCAUGUGAUGAUCUUUGUUGGAUUUGGCUUCCUGAUGACAUUUCUUAAGCGCUACAGCUUUGGUGCAGUGGGUUUCAACUUCCUCAUUGCUGCCUUUGGCCUCCAAUGGGCGCUGCUAAUGCAAGGCUGGUUCGGCUCCCUGGGCCCCGAUGGAAAGAUCAAAAUUGGAGUUGAAAGCCUGAUAAAUGCUGACUUCUGUGUGGCGAGCUGCCUGAUCGCCUACGGGGCGGUGCUCGGCAAAGUCAGUGCAGUCCAGCUAAUGGUCAUGACUCUGUUUGGGAUCACAUUGUUUGCUGUGGAGGAACAUAUUAUUAUACAUAUCAUACAUGCCAAAGAUGCAGGAGGCUCCAUGGUGAUCCACACCUUUGGAGCUUAUUAUGGUCUUUCCAUCUCGUGGAUGCUCUAUCGGCCAAACCUGAACCAGAGCAGUCGUCUGCAGUGCUCCGUCUACCACUCAGAUGUCUUUGCCAUGAUUGGCACCCUCUUCCUGUGGAUGUUCUGGCCCAGCUUCAACUCGGCCAUCGCGGACCACGGGGACGGGCAGCACCGAGCAGCCAUCAACACCUACCUGGCUCUGGCCUCAACCGUGGUCACUACUGUGGCCAUGUCCAGCCUCUUCCAGAAGCACGGGAAACUAGACAUGGUUCACAUCCAGAACUCCACUCUUGCUGGAGGUGUUGCGGUGGGAACUGCAGCUGAGUUCAUGUUGAUGCCCUAUGGGUCUCUGAUCGUAGGAUUCUGCUGUGGUAUCAUCUCCACGCUGGGAUAUAUCUACCUCACGCCUUUCAUGGAGAAGUACCUGAAGAUCCAGGACACAUGUGGAAUCCAUAACCUGCAUGCCAUGCCAGGAGUCAUAGGUGGCAUUGUGGGAGCCAUUACUGCCGCAGCUGCAACAGAGUCUGUUUAUGGCGUUGAAGGGCUCAAAGAGACCUUUGAUUUUGUGGGUGACAUGUCACCCACAAAGCAAGGUGGUUACCAGGCAGCAGCCCUCUGUGUGGCUAUCUGUUUCGGUGUGGGCGGAGGCAUCCUUGUUGGUUGUGUUUUAAGAUUACCUAUCUGGGGAGAUCCUGCAGAUGACAGCUGUUUUGAUGAUGAGCACUACUGGGAGCUUCCUCAGGAUGAAGAAAGCACCCAACCAGUCCUUCAGUACAACAACCACAUGCGGAAUAAAGACGUAAUCGAGACAAACUUCAACAUGCAGCAGACCUAAAGCUUUAGGUGUUGAUCCUGACUGAUCUUAAUCUUUAUUACUCACGUCCUGUUUUAUUCCACUUAUUUAAAAUAUGGUUUAGCUUAAAGUGAAAAAACGACAUAAGAUUUUGUUUUUCAAGAUAUUUAUUCUCAGUUAAAUCAAUUAUAAUGAAAUCACAGAUUUGGUAUUAAAUAUGAGAGGUGUUAUACCGGUACUAGUGACUUGCCUUGUUUCAACAAUGACAGAUUCUUAAUAGGUUGAAGUGUGGGCCUUUAAAACUUUGGUUUCUUUAAGUGCUUUUGAGUUAUUUAAAACCAUGAUUUCAACAAUAUUGCUUCAGACCAACUUCAAUUAAGUUUUUAACUGGAUUUCCACGUCAAGCUGUCAGGUUUGUUUGUAAGCUUUAUAUUUAUUUUCAUGGUUGCUUAACUUUAUAUUGCAUAUCGACUUAACCUGAAUAUGUGUCUUAGUUUUACAAUCGGAUGUAAUGAGAGUUGUGUUAUUGAUUUUAAAAUAAAGAGCUUUUAUACUUGUUU